Messenger RNA from Cheilinus undulatus (humphead wrasse), 3875 nucleotides. RefSeq names its product receptor activity modifying protein 1 (gene ramp1). The transcript has 3 exons. Gene Ontology annotation, molecular function: coreceptor activity. Gene Ontology annotation, cellular component: signaling receptor complex; cell surface; membrane. Gene Ontology annotation, biological process: intracellular protein transport; calcium ion transport; receptor internalization. The record is from RefSeq and is a predicted model, not a curated record. Lineage: Eukaryota; Metazoa; Chordata; Actinopteri; Labriformes; Labridae. Bases 358 to 810 code for a protein of 150 amino acids.
CGCGCGCGCUCCGGAUCGCUCGGGCUACCUCAGGACAGAGAGAGAGAGCGCUACAACUUUACGAGAGGAUAUGAUUCAUGCGUGGAUGACGGAGGAUCGGUGACAGGAGGACUCGGGGGAGUUCAGGUUCAGCAGGAACAAGGACGAGUCUUGGCCCCUCUCCUCCCCCGAGCACUUUGCGCAAGGUGUUCCACAGAGAAGAAGCAUCUACUGUGGGUUAAUGACCGGAGGGACACUUUUCAUGGAUUUCUCUGACUUGUGAUGCUACUGUUCUUCCCUCAGUGAGCUCGUGCAGCCUCUAUAAUCCUUUUCUUACCUCUCAAACUUCAGUCAGUGGAUCUUUUUGGGAGCGACAGGAUGGGUUCACGGACCGGGGCAGCUCUGCAGAGACAGACGCUCCUGUGGUUCAUUGUAGCUGUGUCUCAGUGUGUGUCAGUGCUGAGCUGUGGACCCCACUAUGAAUAUGCCAUCGAGGAGUUCUGCCUGGCAAAAUUCAAACUGGACAUGCAGGAGCUGGACCAGAGACAGUGGUGCAGCUGGGAGGACACAGUCGAACUGUAUGGCGAGCUGACGAACUGCACAUACCUGGUAGCGGAGAAAAUGGCGUGCUACUGGCCCAACAGGCUCGUGGACGAGUUCUUCAUCCGAGUCCACAAGCACUACUUCCACGACUGCUCCAUGUCUGGGCGACUUCUCAGGGACCCGCCCAACCGGAUCCUGGGUCCGUUCAUUGUUGUGCCUAUCUUGGUCACGCUCCUCAUGACUGCUCUGGUGGUCUGGAGGAGCAAACGCAGCGAAGGCAUUGUGUAGGGGUACAAAGGAACACCUGGAAGAGGAGCUGGAUGAGACCAACUAAGAACCAGACUCUACUUCACUGAUGCUUAAGUGCACUGACUAUAAUAAGCAGCUCCCUUCUAUGAGCAUACCAACAGUCCAUCAUGGAUUCAUUUAAUCCUUUGGUUUACAGCGCAAGGAUGAGCUGAACUUCUUACCCAAAUCUGAGGUGGACCAGGAUAGUGACUUGUGAGGGGAUUGUAAAUACAGAAAAUAACUUUGCUGAGAAUAAAACCUGCCUCCAACCAUUUUCAUUGUGGUCACCACCACACGGACAAGAAUUACACAACUAUUUUUGGACAAGAAAAAGUUCUUCUACCUACAAGACUCAACAUCAACACAGGAAUGAAAUAACCUUAGCUGAACUCUCACAAAAAGACUGAUAUUACACCAUGGCUCAGAUUCAUCAAGACAGUUACAGCAACUUCUUUUAGGGAACCCAGGUUUAAAAAAAGAACUAAUGUGUAUGUGUAUACAUAUCAUAGACUGUAUAUUAGUAUGGACAACACCUCUCGAUCUCCUCCUGUUGUACAAAAGUGAAGUCAAAAUCCUGCGUCAAUGGUUGCUGACACAUAAUGCGGUUAAUCCAAGGUGUAUGUAGAAGGAACCUGGCUUAUGAUGCUGCGAUAUCAUUGUUACAUCCUUCUGCUAACAAAAGCACACAUUAAAUUUACCGAUACAUCAUCAGAGAUCCCUCAGGUCAGCCCACUUCUCAGAGGAACAAGAGGUUAUGGAGGGUUAAAUGGCUGUAAUGUAGUUACAGACGCCAGUAAAUUUUCUCAUCUUUCCUCCUGUAAUCAGCUCAUCAAGUUUAGCAUGCUGCAAAGAGUCACAUAUGUCAAAUUAGCUACCAAUCAUGAUAUAUGAUCCAGUCUUUUUGUAAAUAUGAAUUGAAAAUUGCACUUAAACAUAAAGUCAGCAUGAUAAUUAUCAUGUCAGAAACAUGUUUGAGAAAUAUUGAUUUAAUCUGUUAUUCCAUCUGGUAGUAUGGAGGAGGCAGAAUUAAUGACCUAUGUGUCUGCUAGUGAGCAGGAGGAGCUUGUGAUCUUUAGGCUUUAAAUGGGACAUAUCAUGAAAAAUCCACAUUUUCAGUGUUUUUCACAUAUGCAUCUGUAUGUCAGCAGGCCAGACUAUUUUUUUUAGCAACAUCAAUAUGACCAAACACUGAUAUAUAGGCUGCUGGUUUAUGUAUAACUUUAAUUUAUUCAGUGUUAGAUACAUGUACCAAUCAAUGAGUGCUGCAAGAAGUCUGAACAAUUCACACAAUAAUUUAACAUUUUUAGCAUCCAUUGAUGAUGAAUUUAUAAGUCUUCAUUACUCAUCAUAAGUAUUGCUAUCUAAUGCUUUAACAGCAAUGCAUUUUACACAAUAUCUGAUCUGACACCAUGUUUAUUUCACGUGACCCUGGAUUGGUUUAUCAACAGUACAGAAUCCAGUAAGGAGAGAACGUGAGCUUCACUAUGGAGAUUUUUCCCUCACUGGUGUGCUGCCAUGCAGCCUGAUCUGCUUGUAGAGAUCCAGGCUUCUCCUGCUGAGUCAAAACUCAACUUUUAAGCACAUCCAAGCCCUGACUGUUGUUAUUCAGAAAUUCUGUUGGAACCUCUGACCUUUUAGUGCUGCUCUUCCACCAAACAAGCAGACCGCUCAUGUCAUCUGACUCCCUAUGUCCGGAUCAGGAUUGAAUUUUCAAUUAUAAUAAAACUUUCACCUGAGGAGAGCAAUUUUUACUAUCUGGUGACAACUGGAGGUAAAUACAUGGCAGGAUUUAUAAAAAAAUGUCAAACAUAAGCCAUUAAGACCACAAUGUCACGUUUUUGUUGACGUAGGAUUAAAAGAGGAAGUGAGAUGGUGCUCUCGCCAUCAGCCAGAACUACCUUUCUACGUGAACUGACUCUGUGUUGACUACAGUUCCACUUCAUCAGGGAAUUGGUCUUAAGUAGAUUUGCCCACUCAUUGAAGUCCACAACAAUCCUCUACUCAGCCCAGAACCCAUCCUUGUCCCGGCCACUGUGUUGGUGUUAAUGUCACUCAGCUGUCUCCAGUUCCCUUUUUUUGGUUUCUUUAUUACCUGCAGCGAUGACUAACUCAAAUCUUUCCAUACCGUCAAUUUCCCUGCAUAGUUUUCAGCAGCUCUAAAGUCCUCCAGAGAUAAGCUUUGUUUGACAUCAUCCACAUUGGCCACAUAAUUAUUCACCACCUACUGUAUAUCAGCCAUGUGCUGCCUACGUAGAUUUGAAACCCCAGCACUGAAGUGAAGAUGGGUCAUUGUAAAAGUACUUUGAGUUUAUAUUAAAGGAUUCUUGUUAAAUAUCUACUAGAUAACACAAUAUAUAUGUCAUAAUUAACUAAACUUAGCACAAAAAGGAAAGUUGUGUUCGGUAGUUUAUUUCUUUGUUGUAACAAUGCUUCUUACCAAUAAAUUGUUGGAAAGUCUUUAUUUCCCUUUUAAAUGGUGCCACAUUUGUAAGGACCAUGCAUAUGAUGAGCAGCAGUGAGUUUGUGGGUUGCACCCAUUUUUUUUUGUUUGUUUGUUUGUUUGUUUUUUGUUGGUCAAAUCUUCUCUGCCAAUGCCAAACAGCUUAUUCUGCAACAUCAUGUUCAGUGAUGAAUCCAGAUUCUGCCUGGAUCAUGGGGUCAAAGUGUGGAGAAAACACGUAUAAGUGUGUGACCAGCAUGAGGAGGAGGUGUCAGACUAUUGUGGCUGUGUAUGGUUCUUACACACACUACUGAGGCUCCUGUUUGUUAAAAAUGUUGACGGUAUGUCUUGUUUUCUCAGACUUUUUUCAUGGGUGCAACCCACAUACUCAGCUCUGCUGCUCAUCCCACAAAUACAUGUUCCCUACAAAUGUGGCACCAUUUAAAAGGGUAAUAAACAGGUUUUUCAGUGGUAUAAGUUUUAUUGCCAAGAAGCAUCGCAAAGCACAACAAAAAAAUAAUCAAUGGACAUAUAUUUCCUUCCUUUGUGUGCAAAAUUUAUUUACCGGCAUAUACAGUCAUGGACGAAAGUAUUGGGACCCCUGAAAUUUUUCCAGAAAAUACAA